ACCCUAAUACACAUCGCACACACACACUUGUUGGGCGACCAGCUCGGAUCACUUAGGUGCUUCAAGCUCCCCGCGGGCAACCAGAGGGCCAGACCACGGACAUAUGUACACGCAUACAUACAUCCGUACAUAUAUGCACACAGACAUACCUCCCGCACACCAGCGCCCACUGGGGCACCGUCACUAGCACAUAAUCCGCUUCAGCGUCUGCACGCUCAGCAGCACGGACACACAACCCUUGGCCACAACAGAGCGACAGAACAUAACCGGGUGUGACAUUCGGCGACAUGGACACACAAACACAAUCCCGUGCCCUCAUGUACGAGUGUCACAGCCACAGUUCGCCAAACGAACACUCAAAACCUAGCCUCUCACAUACAUAUUCCUUUAAGGAACACACCCUACCAUAAAAUAUGUUACGCACUCCUUGGCCAGAACAUAGAUAACAACACAGGUCUCGCUUGCCCCCCUCAACUGUACCCACAUAAACACACAAGCCUAGUGUCUCAGCACACGCCUUGACGGCACACACCCUAACACAGAAAGUAGAACCUACAGCGGCGCCUCACGGGCACAAACACAGAAUCUACUGCUUCACACAUCUUAACACUGGGUGUCACACACACCUUACACCAACAGUGUCACAUUACACCUGCAGCCCAUACACACAAAUACACACUCAGUCCCUCUCCCUCCGAGGCCAGAUUCCGGCCUGGGAAGCCGCUGGGCGGUCCGGCAAGCCCCCCGUGCCCCUUCAUCUUAAUCACGACAUUGUUAUUGUAAAUAUCAGCACAGCGGGAACCCUGGGGGCUGGCUGGACCGGCUUCCCUGCCUGCGUCUCCCCCACCCCCACUCCGCGGCCAGCCCUGGCCGGGUAUUCCCGGAACAGGCUGGACUGGCAGGCCGCGCCACCCCGGCUCCCUUGGGCUUCAGGGCCCCAGGUCCCUUUGCAGAGGGUGCAAGUCUGCAGCGGUAUUUGCGACCCUCCUCGGGCCUUUUAGCUGCGUUCUGCGAGCCACCUGGGUCCCCAGCACACCUGGGUCCCGCACACCUGUGUCCCUCUCACACCUGGACGCCCCCUCCGCCGGGUGCCGGCUACAGGCCAGAGUCGUGUGCGCGGGCAAGGCCCUGCGGCCCGAAGGGAGAUCGCUGCACGCGCUGGAGCAAAAUUGCCCUCCUGAUUCUAGAGCCUGCCAGGAUGGGGCCCCUGAGGCCUAGCCCAGGCCCUGGGCGGCAACGGUUGCUGCUGCCUCCCUUGUUACUUACACUGCUGCUUCUGCUGGCCGCAUCCCCAGGCCAUGCCACUCGGGUGGUGUACAAGGUGCUGGAGGAACAGCCACCCAACACCCUCAUUGGGAGCCUCGCAGCUGACUACGGUUUUCCAGAUAUGGGCCACCUGUACAAACUAGAGGUAGGCGCCCCGUACCUGCGGGUGGAUGGCAAGACGGGAGACAUCUUCACCACGGAGACCUCUAUCGACCGCGAGGGGCUCCGUGAAUGCCAGAACCAGCUCCCCGGUGAGCCCUGCAUCCUGGAGUUUGAGGUGUCUAUUACAGACCUCGUGCAGAAUGGCAGUCCCCGGCUGUUAGAGGGCCAGAUAGAGGUACAGGACAUCAAUGACAACACGCCCAACUUCGCCUCGCCAGUCAUCACGUUACCCAUCCCUGAGAACACCAACAUCGGCUCACUCUUCCCCAUCCCGGUGGCUUCUGACCGUGAUGCUGGCCCCAACGGUGUGGCGUCCUAUGAGCUGCAGGCCGGGCCCGAGGCCCAGGAGCUAUUUGGGCUUCAGGUGGCAGAGGACCAGGAGGGGAAGCAGCCACAGCUCAUCGUGAUGGGCAACCUGGACCGGGAGCGCUGGGAUUCCUAUGACCUCACCAUCAAGGUGCAGGAUGGUGGCAGCCCCCCACGUGCCAGCAGUGCCCUGCUUCGAGUCACUGUGCUUGACACCAAUGACAACGCCCCCAAGUUCGAGCGGCCCUCCUAUGAGGCUGAGCUGUCUGAGAACAGCCCCAUAGGCCACUCAGUCAUCCAGGUGAAAGCCAAUGACUCUGACCAAGGUGCCAAUGCAGAGAUUGAUUACACAUUCCACCAGGCGCCUGAAGUGGUGAGGCGUCUUCUGCGACUGGACAGGAACACUGGACUUAUUACUGUCCAGGGCCCCGUGGAUCGUGAAGAUGUAAGUACCCUGCGCUUCUCAGUGCUCGCCAAGGACCGAGGCACCAACCCCAAGAGUGCCCGCGCCCAAGUGGUGGUGACUGUGAAGGACAUGAACGACAAUGCCCCCACCAUUGAGAUCCGGGGCAUAGGGUUGGUGACCCAUCAAGACGGGAUGGCGAACAUCUCAGAAGAUGUGGCAGAGGAGACAGCUGUAGCCCUGGUACAGGUAUCUGACCGAGAUGAGGGAGAGAAUGCAGCUGUCACCUGUGUGGUGGCAGGUGACGUGCCCUUCCAGCUACGCCAGGCCAGUGAGACGGGAAGUGACAGCAAAAAGAAGUACUUCCUGCAGACCACCACCCCACUUGACUACGAGAAGGUCAAAGACUACACCAUAGAGAUUGUGGCCGUGGACUCUGGCAACCCCCCACUCUCUAGUACCAACUCCCUCAAGGUACAGGUGGUAGACGUCAAUGACAAUGCACCUGUCUUCACCCAGAGCGUCACUGAGGUUGCCUUCCCAGAAAACAACAAGCCAGGUGAAGUGGUCACCGAAGUCACUGCCAGUGAUGCUGACUCGGGCUCUAAUGCUGAGCUGGUUUACUCUCUGGAGCCUGAGCCAGCCGCCAAGGGCCUCUUCACCAUCUCACCUGAGACUGGAGAGAUCCGGGUGAAGACAUCCCUUGAUCGGGAACAGCGGGACAGUUAUGAGUUAAAGGUGGUGGCAGCCGACCGGGGCAGCCCCAGCCUGCAGGGCACAGCCACCGUCCUCGUCAACGUGCUGGACUGCAAUGACAAUGACCCCAAGUUUAUGCUGAGUGGCUACAACUUCUCAGUGAUGGAGAACAUGCCGGCACUGAGUCCAGUGGGCAUGGUGACCGUCAUUGAUGGGGAUAAGGGGGAGAAUGCCCGGGUACAGCUCACAGUGGAGCAGGACAAUGGUGACUUUGUUAUUCAGAAUGGCACGGGCACGAUUCUCUCCAGCCUGAGCUUUGAUCGGGAACAGCAAAGCACCUAUACAUUCCAGCUGAAGGCGGUGGAUGGCGGUGUCCCACCUCGCUCAGCUUAUGUUGGUGUCACCAUCAACGUGCUGGAUGAGAAUGACAAUGCGCCUUUUAUCACCGCCCCUUCCAACACCUCCCACCGGCUGUUGACCCCCCAGACCCGUCUUGGUGAGACGGUCAGCCAGGUGACAGCUGAGGACAUUGACUCUGGUGUCAAUGCUGAGUUGACCUAUAGCAUUGCUGGUGGCAACCCUUACGGACUCUUCCAGAUCGGGUCACAUUCAGGUGCCAUCACCCUCGAGAAGGAGAUUGAGCGGCGCCACCACGGUCUGCACCGCCUAGUGGUAAAGGUCAGUGACCGUGGCAAGCCCCCACGCUAUGGCACAGCCUUGGUCCACCUUUAUGUCAACGAGACCCUGGCCAACCGCACCCUGCUAGAGACCCUGCUGGGCCACAGCCUGGACACGCCACUGGACAUCGACAUUGCUGGGGAUCCGGAAUACGAGCGCUCCAAGCAGCGUGGCAACAUCCUCUUUGGUGUGGUGGCUGGUGUCGUGGCUGUGGCCUUGCUCAUUGCCCUGGCAGUGCUCGUGCGCUACUGCCGGCAGCGGGAAGCCAAGAGCGGCUACCAGGCCGGUAAGAAGGAGACCAAGGACCUGUAUGCCCCCAAGCCCAGCAGCAAAGCCUCCAAGGGAAACAAAAGCAAGGGCAAGAAGAGCAAGUCCCCAAAGCCUGUGAAGCCAGUGGAAGAUGAGGACGAGGCCGGGCUGCAGAAAUCUCUCAAGUUCAACCUGAUGAGCGAUGCCCCUGGGGACAGCCCCCGCAUCCACCUGCCCCUCAACUAUCCACCGGGCAGCCCUGACCUGGGCCGCCACUACCGCUCUAACUCCCCACUGCCUUCCAUCCAGCUGCAGCCCCAGUCACCCUCGGCCUCCAAGAAGCACCAGGUGGUGCAGGACCUGCCACCCGCAAACACAUUCGUGGGCACAGGUGACACCACGUCCACAGGCUCUGAGCAGUACUCCGACUACAGCUACCGCACCAACCCCCCCAAAUACCCCAGCAAGCAGUUACCUCACCGCCGCGUCACAUUCUCCGCCACCAGUCAGGCCCAGGAGCUGCAGGACCCGUCCCAGCACAGUUACUAUGACAGUGGCCUGGAGGAGUCUGAGACGCCGUCCAGCAAGUCGUCCUCGGGACCCCGGCUCGGCCCCCUGGCCCUGCCUGAGGACCACUACGAGCGCACGACGCCCGAUGGCAGCAUAGGAGAGAUGGAGCACCCUGAGAACGACCUGCGCCCUUUGCCUGAUGUUGCCAUGACAGGCACAUGUACCCAGGAGUGCAGCGAGUUUGGCCACUCCGACACGUGCUGGAUGCCUGGCCAGUCAUCUCCCAGCCGCCGGACCAAGAGCAGCGCCCUCAAACUCUCCACCUUCGUGCCUUACCAGGACCGAGGAGGGCAGGAGCCUGUGGGCGCCGGCAGCCCCAGCCCCCCGGAAGACCGGAACACCAAAACGGCCCCCGUGCGCCUCCUGCCCUCCUACAGUGCCUUCUCCCACAGUAGCCAUGAUUCCUGCAAGGACUCGGCCACCUUGGAGGAAAUCCCCCUGACCCAGACCUCGGACUUCCCACCUGCAGCCACACCGGCAUCUGCCCAGACAGCCAAGCGCGAGAUCUACCUGUGAGCCCCCUUCUGGCCUGUGGCCAUGCCCCUCCCCCAGCCACUGGCCAGCUCCCAGAUGGGCCCAUUCCAGGGCCCUGCUCCUGACCCCUCCAGCGUGGACUUCCUGGCCAGGGCCCUACGUGGGGGUGAGUACUGGCCUCAUGACCACGCAGGCCCUUCCCCCAUGCAGGGUCCAGGUCCUUUCUCCUCACUUCAUCCCCCAGCCCCUGGGAGCCCUUCUUCCCCUUUAUGGGGCUCCCCCCAGCUGGUGCCCAAGAGGGCUCCUCUACAAUGUCUAGGCUCCCUUCUCUCAUCUUCCAGGGAGCACCCCCUCACUUCGGGCAGAUGGUGGAGUCAAGGGUGGGCAACACACUUUUAACUCAUUGUUUCUCGCAUGGCCGACUAGGGUGGAGACAGGAUGUCCCCAUUCCGGCCCUGCUUCAGGGCUGAACUGGGGAGCCCCUCUCCCUGGGAACUCCCAGAGGAAACUCUUGACCCCCAGGGGCUCCCUGAAGGGCUUUUGUUACCAAAGGUGGGGUGGGGAUGGGGGUGGGAGUGGGGCGGAGGCCUUGUCUUCCUAUACUCCUGGGCUGGCCCACCUGCCUGCCACAUGCCCAUGCCUGAUCCCAUCUGGGCACCCCCCUUCCCUACUGGUCAUGCAGUGUCUGUAUAUAAGGACCUUGGAAUGAUGUCCCCAUUUCUGCCUGAUUUGCAACUUUUCUUGUUGAUGUUGUGUUGUCUUGGGGGACCCCUCGGAGGGGGGGCUGCCCUGUGCCCCCUCCUCCCUGCCGCAGUGCCCCCCACCCCAGGCCUCUACUGUUCCAUGUUGUAAAUACCCCUGGGGCCGUAGUGGGAUGGGGGUGCAGGC
Molecule: messenger RNA, 5692 nt
Organism: Prionailurus viverrinus (fishing cat)
Lineage: Eukaryota; Metazoa; Chordata; Mammalia; Carnivora; Felidae
Gene: PCDH1
Product: protocadherin 1
Exons: 5
Coding region: 1199-4846 (1215 amino acids)
Biological process (GO): homophilic cell-cell adhesion
Cellular component (GO): plasma membrane
Molecular function (GO): calcium ion binding
Source: RefSeq, a predicted model, not a curated record